This is a messenger RNA of Cadophora gregata, 1686 nucleotides long. RefSeq lists its product as uncharacterized. NCBI's taxonomy places the organism in Eukaryota, Fungi, Ascomycota, Leotiomycetes, Helotiales, Ploettnerulaceae. Bases 227 to 1666 code for a protein of 479 amino acids. The record is from RefSeq and is a predicted model, not a curated record. The transcript has 6 exons.
AGUUGCAAGUCAUAUAUCAUAUAUGUAAUUCAGAAAGAACAGUCUGGCGUAUUUGCCUUCCAGUCUUAUAUGCUUCUUUAUUGACUUCUCGACUUCUUCCUAGCUAAACGCCACACUGCUGUUCAGAAUUGCCCUCAAUCUUUGCAACCCCAGAUCUAAAUUCCCCUAUAUUACUACUUCAAUCAAAAGCCAACGAAUCGAGUACCUACCCAGUUACCUGCGUUCCAUGGCGGCUCGCCCACCCCCCUACCUGAAACUACCCAACGAGCUAUGGGAUAUCAUAUUCUCAUACGGAUUCGUCCGGAAGGACUUCCUCAUGCUCAGUACUAUCAACAAAGCAUUCAACAGGGCCGUCGAGCCUUCGCUAUACUCCAGUUUCACCUGGGUACCCAAACCUUCUGUUGGGAUGCCCUUUCUAAGUAAUUUGAGAAACCAUAAUAUUCGAUCAUUGACAAGGAGUAAGCGGAAACGUAGGACUGAAUUACCUACAGGGUAUUUUGUCCAACAGCCGCCGUAUUUGCUUCUCAGAUCAAUUCUUGAGCAGCCGAGACGAGCUGGGUACUUGAAGAAGGUCAAGCUGCUGUCGCCUUCUCCUGAUUAUGGACUCUUCUGGGAUACGUACCAAGCGCGAGAAUGUGGAUUCAGCGAUGAAUAUUUUGAGGCUUGCAAGAAAAGCAUUGAGCUUCUCCCCUCCGCCCAGCAAAGCUACUGGAUCGAUGGCCUCUACAAAGGCAGACUAGACGUCAUUGUCGGUCUGCUACUCUUGAGACUAUCUGGUCUAACACACAUCGAUAUCCGGCUACGAGAUACUUCUGUUAUUGGGAGUACGGUAUUCGAAGCGCUACGUUUGCCUUCUGUAACUGGUCCUAAUUACUAUCGAUAUCCUAAUGUCCAGUGCGUUAUGUUUUCUGUCGAUCGUGCGGAUCAUUUACCCCAGCGGACAGUUCAUCAGCACCAUAUCGAGGAUAUUUUUGAUGCCUAUCAACCUGUUCCAGACAUAUUGAAGUUUCAAAAGCUCGAGUCACUAUCGCUCACCUUCUGCUCACCUGGGACCUUUUGGCAGGGCAAAUUUGCCGUUGCCUUAAAUCUCCGAAAGCUGUCCCUAAGACAUGGACACAUAAACGAGCACAUCUUGCAGACUUUCCUCGCCGCAACUCCUCUUCUCGAAGAACUCGAUUGCGAGUUAGUCUACGAUGAUGGAGUACAACAGUAUCUUGAUUGCAAUGUCCUCAAGUCCGCGCUCAGUUUAGUCAGUAAGAGUUUGAAGCGGUUGGUCAUUGACAUUACGACCAUUUUUGGCAAUGACUGGAAUCCCAUCCCAUGGAACAUUCAGAAUUAUAUGGGAAGUUUGAAGGCUUUUGAGCAGCUCAGAUAUUUGGACAUCCCACUUAUCCUCUACACCACAGAGAUAUGGGAAGCGUCGCAAGCUGCGUCUUUAGUGUCUUUCGAUGACAGACAGGUCGACUACUGGAGUGAUCGUAUGCCUGAUAGCUUGGAGUGGUUUGGAAUCAGGGCUUCUGGGCCGAAUGGUUCGACUUAUCAGCAGCAAUAUGAAGCUGAGAGGUGUGCUGAGGUUUAUUUGAGGCUGAAUCCUGCAGUGAAGAAGAUCGUUAGGGUCUUUGAUAUGGAUGAUAGUGAUGAUGAGGACUGGCCUGAAGUGAUAUGAUGUUCCAGGCUUCAUUAAAU